Ooceraea biroi (clonal raider ant) is the source of this 2415-nucleotide messenger RNA. RefSeq names its product coiled-coil domain-containing protein 173. Gene Ontology annotation, cellular component: axonemal microtubule. The record is from RefSeq and is a predicted model, not a curated record. Lineage: Eukaryota; Metazoa; Arthropoda; Insecta; Hymenoptera; Formicidae.
AACUAGACGUAAUUAUAUCUCUGAGUUAAAUAUAUCAUUGUUUGAUGCAUUAUUACAAUAUUAACAAAUUAUUGUAUUAUCUUACAUGGAACGUAUAAUAAAAGGACUUUCUGCUCUUGGUUCUUUUAUUAAGUCAUGCGGAACAUUGAUCGUUCUUAUUUGGUUUCUAUGUCAACCGCUUGUGCUGUGACUCUGAGCAUUCGAUAAGUUGCAGCUCUGUAGCAAGAUUCGAGUUAUUCGCGUUCAAGAACUUUGCUUCCUUUUCGUCUCUACUAUUGUAUAAUUCUUCCGCUCUAAGAUGGUACGGAGAAGAGCACAUCAUUCCGAAAUGCGUACGACCUAUCUCUUGAAAUGUGGCCAAACACUCGAUAAUACUAAACCGUCCAAAAGAACCCGGGCGUUAAUAGCGCCAAAGAGCGCUUUCCAGCGUUUUGUGGAUUAUACCACCGAGGAGGAUAGAAUAGCGGCACAACAAGAGAAGGAAGUGGCGAAAAUAACAGCAUUGAAAAAAGCGACUUAUGAAAAAACUAAAACGUGGAGUGAUACGAUAGAAAAUAUCAAAGCAAGACGAAGGGAAGAAUUAUUGUCAAAAAAGAAGAAAGCCGAGGAAGAAACGGAGACGUUCGUAAAAGACCUGGCGGAGAAAAAGGCUGCGGAGCGCGCGGAAAUAGUGCAACAAGCAAGGAAAUUGAUUCUGCAGAAAAAGCCCUUAUGUCGGCGGUUUAAUCGUGCUCUUCUCGCCUCCGAGUGUCUCAGGGAAUUAGAUGCUCAAGUGGCAUUUCAGAAGACUAUUAAAACGAUGGAUAAGAACCAGGAUAUAGAAUACGCUAAUUCGAUCAAGAUAGAAGUCGCAAUGCACGAAGAGCAAAAGAAACAGGAAACGGAGAAGCGAGCGAAGAAAACGAGGAAUUACCGAAUGGAUUUGAAGAAACAAAUUGAAGAAAACGAGCAGAAUAAUAAAUUAAAAGCGGCGGAGGAGAUGGAGGCCGAGAAACAGGAGCAAAAAAACAUGACGCAAAAUGUGCAAAUCGCGAAGGAAAGAGAGAUGCAAGACAUAUUGAACAAGAAGAAGAAGCUGCAACAAUUUUUCAAGGAAGCGAUAGAAGAGAAGAAGCGAUUUGAAUUGGAAUUGAAGCGCGAUGAGGAGUUUGAGGAUCGAGCGUUAGAGAUUUAUCGGAAGGCUAAAGAUCGAAUACAAAAAAUCCACGCGUCAAUUACGUUGAAGGAAAAGAAAGAGAAAGCACGUGAAACGCAGAUUAUAGUGGAGCAAUAUAGUGCAAUUAAGCAGACUCGUGAGUCUGACGAAGACAAAGAAAUUUUGGAGAAAGCUGUGAAGGAAAAAGUGAUCGAGGCAGAAAAACAGAAAGCACAAAAAGAAUGGAAAAAAACAAUGCGCAAUCUCAUGGCGGAAUAUAAGCUUCAAGAUGCGGCUGUAAAGGCAAAACGGAAACAAGAGGAGAAAGAUUGGAAAGCUUGGGAGAUGAUGCAAAGAUUUAAACGGAAUGAAUAUGAUAAACAAACCAAUUUGGAAGAACGCAAGCGACAAUGGCAGCAAAAACAGGAGUAUCGAAAUGAAUUGCAGAGAGACAUUGAGGGACAGCAAAUUGAGAAAAAACGCGAGGAAGUGCUCGAAGCAGAAGCCACGAAUAUGAAAGCUGUGACGGAGAAAGCUAAUCGGAGGAUUAUGCUUUAUGGUGACGAGAUUUUGGAGGAAUCAAGGGGAGUGAGACCGCUUUAUCCGAUUAUUAAAGCUGUAGAAGAAUGUAAAAAGGAAAUGGGGUUAAUACCGAGAAAAAAAAUGGAAGAGCCUGUCAAAGCGGAACGACCGAAGAGAAAACACGGAAUGCGUCGCAUUUGCACAAAACCUGUUCCGCCUGAUCAAAUAUAUUAUUUGCAGUAACCGCUGUUUAUAGUAAACGGCGCUCAUUUGUAAUUCAUGCGUCUUGCAAUUAUCACGCGGUUCAUAUACAUCGUGCCGUCAUUAUGUCAUUUAUUCGAGACGAUGUUCGAAUCGUUUUCACGUUGCACCAUCAAGCAGCAUCUGUACAUUUCAAUUGCUGAGCGAUUUACGUAGAGAUCGGCACAAACGAAAUUGUCCGUGUUGAAAUUAAGCAACUUGCGAAAGUUUAAGUACUCUCACGGUUGUUUAUUGCGGCGGACACUCGUUAUACGUCAAAAUCUUCCUUUCUCGGGACGGCUAAAUAAGUUGUUGGGAACAGGUUUCUCGAAGACACGGCCUGUAUCGCAUUACAUACAUUUAAUUAAUGUAGCACAUAAAUUAAUGGAGAUUUUAUCUGUUGUGACAUUAUUUCAGUGAGAGAUAUACAACAUUUAAUAUAAAAUAAUUUCUUAUGUAAAUAACGAUGUAUCAAAUUCUUGAAGUGGUAAAUAAUAAAUUAAUCUUGAAGUAUCAAA